UUUUUUUUUUCUAUUUUUUUUUUGUAAUCUUCUUAAUUUUCUAAUAUCUAUUUUGCUCUACCUCCCGUGUGUUCUUUUCUUUUUCCUUAUUGGUUUUGCCUUUUUCUUUUUUAUUUGGCCAGCGGCAGCGGUUCCUCAGUCAUUCCCACCCUCGCCCCGAUGUCUUUCCAGGGUUGAUGUUCUGGUCCAUCGCUAUUGCGACCCUCUGCCGACGUGUGACUUUGAGGAUAACGUGAUGAGGGGAUGUCUUACCUGCCGCCAGCGCCAUCUGAAAUGCGAUAAGACUGGAACCGAAUGUCUGCGUUGUCAACGAUCUGGACGGCAGUGUGUUCCGGCGCCAGUAAAACCAGAAGAAGUUACUUUCCGACACGGACAGAAUCCUUCGUUGCGACCCAAAGGCCCCCCACGCUAUGGGGAAAGCGAUCUAGCGUUUCCCGAUGAUCAGAUCUGGGUUGAUAUGCCCCCUGAAGUUGCCUUUGAGGACGAAACCGAUCGUACAGCGGCCGAUUACCACGUUCUUGCGGCAGGGACGUCGUCUUUGUCCAUAAGAGAAGCCUCUGAGGGCCAAAAUUCAACAUCUGGGACGCUGGGCUCCCCUGAACUGCGUGUUGACGUGAUGUUCUCCCUACCUCCGGUGAUGAGCGAUCGUCAAAAGCUCAGCAACUUCAACGAAUCCUUUCUUCUCCGGCACUUCCAAAAGACGCUCGGUGCAUGGUUGGACGCCUGCGAUCACGAGAGGCACUUUUCGGUAGAUGUUCUUGAACGCGCGCCGUCGUGUCCACUCCUAUUAUACGCAUGCCUGGCCAUCGCUGCGCGUCAUCUCUCCCACACUACCAACUCGAUUCCGGCUAAUACCGCAGAUGGGUAUCACGAGCGAUGCAUAUCCAUUCUUCUUCCCGUGCUAGAGAAUCGUGGUUUUGAGACCAGCAUCGAGAUUCUCCUUGCGUCCACUGUGAUCCUGCGGUUUUUCGAGCAAAUAUCGUCCCAUGACCCAGCUAGUGAUCUCCAGCGACACCUGCUAGCCGGUUCUGUCUACAUUGGCUCUCAAGUCGACUGUGCCACCUCCGGCGGACUGGCGGAAGCAUCGUUCUGGGUAUUUGUUAUGCAGGAUAUCCAGUUUGCACUAGCGUGUCGAAAGCCCCUGCGCCUGACUUUCUCCCCGUUCGAGGAACGACUCCAACAGAUGUGGGGACAUAAAUCCCCUUUAGCCGACCGGGAUUGGGCGCACAAGGCGAUUUGGCUACUGGCUGAAACGAUCAAUUACUGCUACAAGGCAAAUCAAGUGCCUAUGAGUCCGACGGCAUUGAAACAGAAAAUAUCCUUGUGGGAAACCGGCCGGCCCGAGACUUUCCAGCCGUUGCAUUUUGCCCUGGCGAAUCAUGGGGUGGGAAGGCCAUUCCCGGUGGUGUGGUUCACGAAUCCCUGCCAUGCCAUUGCCGUGCAACAUAUAUGCAUGGCCAAAACCUUGAUCCAUGAGUUUGAAUUGCGGGGUUUGUAUAUGACACCGGGAUCGGGUACUGAUACUAAGAUUAUUGAGAACAAUAUUCUCAAAUACCUGGACAUCCUAUUUGGCAUCGCCUUAUCUACAGAUGACGAGCCAUCUUUGAGAAUCAUGGCAUGCCAUGCGCUCUGUGCCUGUGGCACCUGGAUCCGGAGUCCCCUCGCACAGAAUUGUCUCCUAGACCUCCUUCGACGAACACAAACGGAAAACGGAUGGCCGUGGACAUUCGUGGUGCAGAAACUCAGCAGCGACUGGAGCCACACUACAACGUAGCGUCCAGUAGGUUGUUCCUCCGCCGACCUAGACAGAACCGACCCACCACAUACACAAUACAACAUUGCCCAUGCGCAAUACGAUGCUCUACCCAUACACUAAACGAUACCCUGCACCGUGCAGCAGCCCACCAACCCACCAUCAUCCCAUCUCUCAAGAAAAAAACCCAAUCCGAUUCUCAAGCCACACAAACCAAACCACCAUACAAACAAACAGGACAAAAAAGGGAAAGAAACCCAACGAUCAGCACCAAAACUAGCGUCUUUCAAAACCGCCGAUCCAAACCCAACGACAGGCAAAAUAAGAACUUUAGCCAUUAGGGCACCACCAACCAACUCCCAGCGGUUGGCCCGGUUGGGGUGCGCCAUCGGUCGCUCGGUGGGGCGGGCUUGUUCCCCCCUCUCCCAACCUCAACCUCAACCCCAUAUCAGGGACCCACGUGGGGCUCGGUUCCGCGGCGCAGUUGGGCUCUAACUCCUCCGGCUGCGAUCGUAAUGUGAGGUGUUGGGUGUACCGUGUAACCGAAUUUUGACAUCUUGUUUUGUGAGUCUGGCUGUUGAGCGAUAGAUGUAGUUAUGAUAUGUUAUGAUAUU
Aspergillus candidus is the source of this 2367-nucleotide messenger RNA. Its product is annotated as Zn(II)2Cys6 transcription factor. NCBI's taxonomy places the organism in Eukaryota, Fungi, Ascomycota, Eurotiomycetes, Eurotiales, Aspergillaceae. The record is from RefSeq and is a predicted model, not a curated record. Bases 236 to 1774 code for a protein of 512 amino acids. Gene Ontology annotation, cellular component: nucleus. Gene Ontology annotation, biological process: positive regulation of transcription by RNA polymerase II. The transcript has 9 exons. Gene Ontology annotation, molecular function: transcription cis-regulatory region binding; DNA-binding transcription factor activity, RNA polymerase II-specific; zinc ion binding.